GCGCAAAGGCCACCUCCUUUCGGCGGCACUGGAUACAAAGCCCAGCGGCUGUGCCCUGAAAUCCGAAGGACGAGCGAGGAGGCCAGAAAAAAAGGGGGAAGGCAAAAAAAAACAAACAAUUAAAAUAAAAAAACCAAAACCCCCCCCAGCGGGCAAAGGGAAGAAGAGGUACGAACCCCAAGGUACCCAUCUGCCACGCCUUUCCCACGCCUGUUCCUGCUCGAUUCCUUUCUUUGGCCAUGGCGCCCGCUCCGUCACCAAUACUUUCCCGCCUCAGGAGCAGCAGCUCAGGACAUCGCUCAUAAGAAGAAAACGCAGCCCACACAUGCGGCCGCCGCUGCCACCACACUGCCACCGCCGUCCUCGCCUCUCACUGCGCUGCGUUGCAUUGGAUAGAAACGCUCAGACACUCUCGCGUGCGCACACCUCAAAACCAGCACCACCCAGCACCACCGCCCAGCACCAGCACCACCAUUACCACGGCCACGACCACUCCGUCCUCAUCCGGCCUCGAGGCAGAUUGUCGGUCUAGCAGCAAGCGAGUGGUCCGUUGCGCCCACGACUGAUAUUGCUGGCCGUUUUGCUUACCAGCAGCCAGCCCCGUCCGUGACUUGACUCAGCUAGCAGAGCCGUACUGGUGCUGCCUUUUUAUUUUAUUCACACAUAGGUUUUUUUUUUUUUUUUUUGGACGGGGGAUCAUUCUCUCCAACCGACCUGUCUAUAUUACCAGCCAAUCCCCAUCGCCUGUGCCGUUGCAACAGCAGCUGCAGCUGCAGCUGCACCUUCUCGCCUGGUCUUGUAUGCUCGCCGCUGGCCGCAACCAAGACGUCACCCUUGAUCUGUUAGUUUCUGAGCAGAGUUAUAUAGGCCGUUGCCGACCCGUGUCAGCGCACCGCACGGCAGCCCAGCAGGAGCACCAGCAACCCGCGCAGACGGCAAGCAGUGGGUGUGACUCGGGCUUCCGAGCCAUAUCCCCCACGCGCUCGCUGCAAGCCGCCUUCGUGUCUGGGGUUACAUACACCCUGGUCUUUUCUGCACCAUAGCCGGUCCAGGGGAGCUCUUGUCCUCGGUACGCACCUCCGAACAGCCACCCAUUCCAAGCAGCCCACAAGUGAGGGCGGCUCCUGCAGCUGGGGGAAAAGAGGCAGGGAGACGAAAAAAAAAAAGUGGGUGUUGGUCAGGACGGAAUCUCUAACAUAGCUGGCAGGGCGAUUGACCAACCACAGCCAUAUCAUAUCAUUUGGCCUGUCUGUCUGCCUGUUGUGCGGACACAAACUCAGCACGGUCGCCUCGAGCGUCUUUGUUUCGCGCACCACCCGGACGACAGCCAGGGCGCCUGGGCGAAUCAACACGCCCGUGUGAGAGGGAAAUUGCCAUCGCCUUCUCUGCUCAGAACACGAGUUGCGGACCGCGAGGUCUGCUUUCGCACGCCAUCGCCGAGGUUGAGCGACAGAAAGCAAGAGACACGGCGCCAGACGGGCCACUGCAGCUGUCUGGAGCUCGACUCCAAGGCGGAACCAGUGACAUCUCGCAGCCAUCAUUUCGGUUGCCUUGCCCCUCGUGGGGAUCCCUCUGUGCUCACGCAGGCGACGCUGGCCUCUAGUGUUCCCGAUCGAGCCACCUGCAUAUCAAGUCGACUUUGCCAGCUAAUCCCAUACUCCCCUACCACCUCCCACCUCGCCCUCACGGCCACGGCCUCUACCCGCCCCAUCCUCCAGAAUAAAUAGCACGCCCCCCCCCUGUACAUGCCUGCAGCACCUGGGUCUCGUGCCGUACCUGUACACAACCGAUACCUGGAUCCACUUGGCUCACCAGAAAGGCUUGGGACCGCCGCGUUGCCCGCUGACUAGCAGAGAGGAAGAGCGAGAGAGAGAGGGCAUCACACAUCGCCGUGCAGCCACGACCCCCCCAGCCCAGGAGAUUACACCCUUCUGUACCCUCCGUUGGGGCUGCUUUCAACCACGCACCCCCAGCAUCCCACCCUCGGGUGCGAUCCCCUCGAGGGGGCUUCUUUUCCUUGCUUUUCUUUUUUUCGGGCUUGACCAUAUCUUCUGGGAACACACCCCGCCGCAACUCGACGCCUUCUGCGGGAUAGCUCUAACCCGGAUCGCGGCCCCAGGAAAAUGCGUGUGCAGAGAUCGGAUCUCCACAUAUAAAUCUGAAGCCUCCCCAUCGGCCGGAACUCACUUCCACCCGCCUCCGGACUGUAUCCACUGCCGGCCGACACAGAGGAGCCCACCAUGACUGUCUCGACUCCUUCUCCCACCAUUACCGCCGACAUGGCCACCAACGCUCUCGGCAUCUCGCAGUCCCCGGCGACUCGCACACAGCCUGCCGUCCUUACCAGGCGAACCCGCCCCGGCAACCUCCAGACCAACAUCUCCCUCAACUCCCAGCUCAUUGCCAUCACGCCGUCUGCAUUUAGCGCAAAAAGCACAUCCUCCAUGUCGGUUGCCUCCAGCAUCCAGUGCUCACCGGUCCUGUCGCCCGACGUGGUCCCGGGCCUGACGCAGAGCAGCUCCGUCCAGGCUUCUCCUGAGCCGAUGCGAGGCAGGGAAAUUGAGCAGUUCCCUCCCCCUGCCUUCCAGCUUCCCGAGUCCGUGCUCGCCCACUCGGGACUUGCACGCAAGGCUAGCAAUGGCUCGCUCGGCCAGCCGCUGCUGGGUCCCGGCGCCGGGGCCCUGCACGAUGCCGUGAGCAACAAGGGUCUUUUCCGCCGCCUAUCAAACAAGGCAACAAACACGUUCCGGUCCCGCCGCCAGUCGUCAACCCAUGGUAGCAACAGGGGUGCCAGCAUAGGGCCUGGCCUUGCCCGCCCCCGGCAGCGCAGCAACAGCGACCUGACCAACCCCUUCACCGACUCUGACGACGAGCCCAUCGUCGACCUUGACGACAAGAUCUCGUUUCUCAGCAUCGCGCCCGACAUCAGCUGCAGGGACGCCUCGCCCACGAGUGCACCCGCCUCCAUCGCUGGCGGCAAUGCCUCGGCAGGCCCCUUGUCCGUGGUCGCCGGCCCCGUCAUCCCGCUCGAGCUGCUUCAAGGAACCAGGGUCACCAAGUGCUCCAAGAGGGGAGGUCGCAAGAACCUGACGCUUCUCCUUGACGCCGAGGACGCGAAGCUCCGGUGGUACAAGAGCAGGACAUCAAAGUCCAUAUACCUCGACGAUAUUAAGGAGAUCCGUACCAACGAGGACAUUCGCCAGUACCGCCUCGACUUUGGCAUCGCCAAGGAGAUGGAGCCUAACCUGUUCUCUAUCCUAUAUGCCGUCCCCGACAAGUCAAAGACCAAGAUGAUGCACCUCAUCGCUGAGACCCCCCAGGUGGUGGGUCUAUGGGCCUCGACCCUGUACGCAAUCUCGAUGCACCGCCAGGACUUGAUGUCUUCCCUCAUGGCCUUCAACGACAAGGCCAUCGGGAGCUACUGGCAGAAGGAAGUGCUCAAGCAGCUCAAGAGCAGCUCUGAUGUCGAGGAGAGCAUCGACUUCGCUGGCGUCGAGCGUGUAUGUCGCAACCUGCACAUCCACGUCGCCCCAGAGACUCUGAGGGAGAAGUUUGGCGAGGCCCUUGGAGCGAGUCCCUUGGACACCGAGUCCACGGCCAAGACCGGGCGUCUGAAUUUCAGCCAGUUCCAGGAGUUUGUGCGCCUGAUGAAGAAGCGGGAAGACAUCCGUCCCAUCUACCGCGAGAGGACCUCGGACAUCGAGAGCGGUAUGACGCUAGCCGAGUUCCUGAGCUUCCUGUCUGAGAUUCAGAGCGAGGAUGUCGAUGCGGAGCGGGCCCACUGGGAAUCCGUGUUCGCGCGCUUCGCCAAGCGUGGGAAGGCCAAGGACGCCCAAGGGCCAGAUGACCUGCCGCGCAUGAACGAGCUCGGCCUCACCGGCUUCCUCACGUCGACAUACAACGUGCCCAUCGCGAAGUGCCCCAGCGACUACUCGCUUGACCGUCCCAUCAACGAAUACUACAUCUCAAGCUCGCACAACACGUAUCUCCUCGGUCGGCAAGUGGUUGGCCUCUCGAGCGUCGAAGGCUACAUCUCGGCCCUCAUGAGGGGUUGUCGGUGUGUUGAGGUAGACUGCUGGGACGGCGGUGACGGCUGGCCUGUCGUUUCCCAUGGCUGGACCAUGACCACCAACAUCUCGUUCCGAGAGGUCAUGAACGUCAUCAACAAGUACGCCUUCGUCAAGACCGAGUUCCCACUUUGGAUCUCGCUCGAGGUGCACUGCUGCCAGGACCAGCAGCGGAAGAUGGUGGCCAUCAUGAAGGAGAUCUUUGGCACCAAGCUCGUCACGGAGCCCCUCGAGGGCAUCGCCUUGGACAAGCUCCCAUCGCCGUCGCAGCUGAAGAACAGGAUCUUGAUCAAGGCUAAGAAGCCUGGACACGAAGAGUCCCCUGAGAAGGACAAGGCGGCUGCUGGCAAGAUGGAGAAGCCGGGGCGGAGGCGGGGUAACAGCCUCAACUCGCCCUACUCGAAGCCCGUCUUCGACGGCUCGCCGGUGCCGCCGCAGCCUCUGCAGCAGAGCCCGAGCCUCGGCGCGACGCAUCCUACGAUACGGCGGAUGGGCAAGCCGAGCCGGGUCAACACCAUCACCGAAGGCCGGACGUACGAUGCCCCCAGCAGCGGUCCCAGCGAUUGCGAUAGUGGAAGCGAGCGGGACAGCAGCGGUGGCGGCGGCGCCAACCACAGCGGCACCAGUAAGAUCGCCAAGGAGCUCGGCGACCUGGCCGUGUACUGCGCCGGAAUCAAGUUCCAGGGCUUCGACCACACCGACUGCAAGAUGUUCAACCACAUCUUCUCGUUCCCCGAGGGGACGUUCCAACGCAACAGCAGGCCCGGGGAUGCUAAGCGCGCUCUGUACCGACACAAUAUGAGGCACAUGAUGCGCGUGUAUCCGCACAAGGGCCGGGUGUACUCCAGCAACUUCGACCCGCUGCUGAUGUGGCGGCGCGGGGUCCAGAUGGCGGCGCUUAAUUGGCAGACAUGGGACCUGGGCAUGCAGCUGAACCAGGCCAUGUUCGACGGCGGCACGGACCAGUCGGGCUACGUGCUAAAGCCCAAGGAGUUCCGCGAGAUCCAGCACUUCCCCUACCUGCCCGAGCACAUGGUGGGCGGCAAGCGCCCACGCAAGAACGUCAGCUUCACCAUCGACGUCAUCUCGGCCCAGCAGCUGAUGCGCCCCCACAACUUCCGCGAGCGCCAGACGCUCGACCCUUACGUCGAGGUCGAGGUCUUCCUGGCCGACGACAAGCGCAACGCCAACCGGGAUUUCUCCGACGCCGGCCCCAGCCGCUCCAAGCGCAAGACGCUGCCCGUGGCCCAGAACGGCUUCAACCCGGGCUUCGAGAGCAAGUUCGACUUUGAGUUCCAAACAAAGUACCCCGACCUCAUCUUUGUGCGCUUCAACGUGCGCCUCUCGGAUGGCGGCAGCCAGAGCGACCGCAACACCAUCCUUGCCAGCUUCACGGCCAAGCUCAGCAACCUCAAGCAGGGCUAUCGCACCCUGCCGCUCCUCGACGCCAACGGCGACCGCUACCUCUUCUCCACCCUCUUCUGCCGCAUCAAGGUCGACCCGGCCACCGAAAUCUUUGUCGACUACACCGAGGAGGAGAACGUCAGCAAGCUCCGCAGCAUCGGCCGCACCGUUUUCAAUCGAGGCACCGCCAACAGCCCCAAGUCCAGCGUCGACAGUGGCGCCCAGGCCUGAUCGCGUCGUCUUUGCCAUACAGACGAAAGCUCCCCUAAAAGCGUGUAUCAACAGAGCUCUUAUUCUUCUUCUUCUUAUCUUUCUCUUUUGUUCUAGCGACACCUGUGUUCUUCAAGAUUUGCUAUUCCUUCGCUCCAUGUCUUCUUCCUAUUCUCCUGUUGUCAUAUUAAUUCCCUAUUUACAUCAUUUUCUUGUCUACGUGUUUCUCGCAGUUCUGGAAUACCCCCUCGUUUAUCAUGACUAUCAUAAGAUCGGCGUAAAAAGCGGACAGCAACCGAGGUUGCACAUUCAUACCCACGGCGCCCAGAGUUUCUUUAUUUUCUUGUUCAUUCCAUUCUUCAACUAUACUGUCAACCCUUCAAUUCUCCAUCGAUCGCUCGGCCCCUUGCAAAAUCCACGCUGGGACAAGGCCUUUUUUUUUUGGCGCCAACCAAGUCCAGAGGACGGUUAGCCUACCUGUAUUACUCUUUAUUUAAACUUCUUGCGUCGUCGGAGUCGGUGGCCCGCACGCACAUCUUUCUGCAAAGGAAGGCGAGGGAAAUGGAUGGGAAGCAUACAUGCAUGUCACGGGGAGUUUUUACUGUUGAUUUUCUUCAUUUCUUCCUUGGUUUAAACACAGUCAGUUAGAAGGACGGAUAGGGUGGGGGCCAAGAAUCUCCGCAGCAGACAAAACAUGUUACGGGAGCAUCAUAUUGGACAAUUCAGAUUUUUUGCCUAUCCACUCAUUCCUUUUGCAAUGGCGUGCCAAUCAUCUGUGCUCCUACGUCGCA
Gaeumannomyces tritici R3-111a-1 is the source of this 6472-nucleotide messenger RNA. RefSeq names its product phosphoinositide-specific phospholipase C. Gene Ontology annotation, biological process: phosphatidylinositol-mediated signaling; lipid metabolic process. The transcript has a single exon. The coding region runs from base 2241 to 5702 and encodes 1153 amino acids. The record is from RefSeq and is a predicted model, not a curated record. Lineage: Eukaryota; Fungi; Ascomycota; Sordariomycetes; Magnaporthales; Magnaporthaceae. Gene Ontology annotation, molecular function: phosphatidylinositol-4,5-bisphosphate phospholipase C activity.